Messenger RNA from Phragmites australis (common reed), 2110 nucleotides. RefSeq names its product aldehyde oxidase GLOX1-like. The record is from RefSeq and is a predicted model, not a curated record. The transcript has 2 exons. Lineage: Eukaryota; Viridiplantae; Streptophyta; Magnoliopsida; Poales; Poaceae. Bases 1 to 1857 code for a protein of 618 amino acids.
AUGGGGUCCCUCCCCCGCGCCGCGGUCUUUGCCGUGGCCCUCCUCCUCCUCGCCUCCUCUGGCGAGGCGUUCUUCGACCUUUUCAACAUCUUCCGUCCGCGCUCCGAGAGCGACUACUUUCGGAACGCCUUCGACGGCGCGCAGGAGCAGAUGGUUCCCGAGCAGACGGAGCAGGAGGAGCAGGGCGCCGCGCCGGCCACGGCCACAGGCCUCACCAGAGUGCCGCCCUCGGGACCGCCCACCAAGGCCGCCCAGGACACAGUCAAUCUCGCCGUGGACGACAGAGCCGGGCCCGCCGGUGCGUGGACCAUCGUCAGCGAGAACUCCGGCGUGUCGGCCAUGCACCUGGCGGUCAUGCGCCAUGGCAAGGCCAUCAUGUUUGACACCAGCACCACCGGCCGGUCUCUCAUGCGGCUGCCCCAGGACAACUGCCGCAUCGACCCGCGUGCCAAGCAGCAGGGCACCAUGGACUGCUGGGCGCACGCCGUCGAGUUCGACUACAACACCGGCGGACUCCGCUCUCUCAAGAUCCAGACGGAUACUUGGUGCUCGUCGGGCGCGUUCGACGCGGACGGCAACCUGGUGCAAACCGGCGGCUACUUCGAGGGCGAGAAGGCCGUCAGGUAUCUCAGCCCGUGCGACACCUGUGACUGGUUGGAACAUCCCAACAGCUUCGCAGAGGGGAGAUGGUACGCGACGCAGCAUGUGCUCCCGGACGGCCGGUUCAUCGUGUUCGGCGGCCGGCGCGCCUUCAGCUACGAGUUCGUCCCAGCGCCGGGGCAGACGAACGACAAGGCCGUCCCCAUGCCACUCCUCCGCGAGACCACCGACGACGUGGAAAACAACCUGUACCCGUUCGUGAACCUCCUCCCCGACGGCAACUUGUUCGUCUUCGCCAACGACCGCUCAGUCAUCUUCGACCCCAGGACCGGCAAGGUCGUGCGCGAGCUCCCCAAGCUCGCUGGCGGGGGGCGCAACUACCCCGCGUCAGCCAUGUCCGCGCUCCUCCCGCUCGACCUCCGCAACGCCAGCGGCGACCCCGAACCGGAGGUCAUCAUCUGCGGCGGGGCGCUCAAGACGGCCUUGAAGCUCGGAGAGAACAACACGUUCCAGCCCGCGCUCCGGGACUGCGCCCGCAUCAACCUGGCCAGGCCCGACGCGCAAUGGGAGACCGAGGACAUGCCCGUGGGUCGCGUCAUGGGUGACAUGCUGAUCCUUCCCACCGGGGACCUGCUUCUGCUGAACGGCGCUGCCAAGGGCUGCUCCGGCUGGGGCUUCGCGCGGCAGCCGAUCCUAACCCCGGUCCUGUACUCGCCGCAGCAGCCGCAGGGGUCGCGGUUCCGGCCGCUGGCCGCGUCGACCAUCGCGCGCAUGUACCAUUCCACCAGCGCAGUGCUGCCCGACGCCACCGUGCUCGUGGCCGGCGGCAACACGAACACGGCCUACAACUUCAGCGGCGUCGACUUCCCGACCGAGGUGCGCGUCGAGCGGUUCGCACCGCCGUACCUCAGCGAGGAGCUCGACGCCAACCGCCCGGAGAUCGACGCGGCGUCGGUGCCCGCGGACGGGAUGCGGUACGGCGCCCCGUUCACGUUCCGGUUCUCCACGCCCUCCGAGGCCGUGGGCGAGGCCGACGUGAAGGUCACCAUGUACGCGCCGCCGUUCACCACGCACGGGUACUCCAUGAACCAGCGGCUGCUGAUCCUGCCCAUCACCGGGUUCGCGGACGAGGGGCGGAGCUUCGCGGUCACCGUCGACGCGCCCGCGAAGCCGGAGCUGGCGCCACCGGGGUACUACCUGGUGUUCGUGGUGGCGAAGGACGUGCCUAGCAUCGCUGCAUGGGUGAAGAUUCAAUGAAGUUGAUCGUUGGGAUUUGCGGUGUGCGUCGCUGUGGGAUCGUGUACGGAAGUGGAGCGCGGUUAAUCCGUGUAAUCUUGUUGAUUUUGUUCGGCUAAUCCGAUUGGUAUUUGCCUUUGCGUUUUGUCUGGUUUUACGUAGGGAUCUACAUGGAAUCAGAUUACCGGCUGUGCUAUGUGUUUUGGUAUAGGACUGUGCUCUCACUGAACCAGUCAGAGUUUAAGUCCUGUCACCUUCUUAAGAUAAACCGGGG